AUGGCAACACAACCCACUUUUUUAUUCAUAUUAUUCUGGCUACUUAUCAUGUUCGUGUCAAAUUUACUUUCUCUUUCUUCUCCGUCACCAACGACCCCAUUUUCCAACCGUUAUCGUCAUUACCACCGCCAUUUAGCUCAUUUACAUGAACUCAAAUCCUCACUGCCGGUUCGGCCACACAAUUCCAACCCAGCCAAUCCACCAACUCCAAGUUUUACAGAACCAAGUAGUGCUCGUGUGUAUCAUGUGACAUCAUACGGAGCCGAUCCUACAGGUAAAAUAGACAGCACAGAAUCACUUCUCCGAGCAUUGUCUGACGUGUACAGUUCUAAGAGUGACGGGUCGUCGUUGAUUGGAAGUAUCAAGAAUCUGGGAGGUGCUCAGAUAAAUCUGGACGGUGGAAAUUACUUGAUCAGUCGUCCGUUGCGUUUACCAGCUGCUGGUGUAGGCAAUGUUAUGAUACAUGGAGGAAGUUUACGCGCUUCAGACGAUUUUCCCCCUAACCGUUACCUGAUCGAAUUGUCGUCGUCGCCGUCGGCGGCGGCGGAGGGAGCGGCGGCGCAGAAAAUUAAAAACCAUAAAGUGAUGAACUCUACGGAAGAUUCAAACCUCAGUUCUUCUUUUUCAUCUUAUAGUUACGAGUUCAUCACUUUCAGAGACCUUCUAUUGGAUUCAAAUUACAGAGGCGGCGGAAUUUCAAUCAUCAAUUCAUUAAGAACAACCAUACAAAAUUGCUACAUCACACAUUUCACCACCACCGGAAUUUCCGUUCAAAGUGGCCACGAAACCUACAUUCAAACCACCUUCCUCGGCCAACACAUCACCGCCGGCGCCGAUCUCGGUGAACGAAACUUCUCCGCCAUCGGAAUCAACCUCAACAGUAACGACAACUCCGUCACCGAUGUCGUCAUUUUCUCCGCCGCCAUUGGAAUCCUCAUCUCCGGCCAAGCGAAUAUCCUCACAGGCAUUCAUUGCUACAACAAAGCCACCGUAUACGGCGGUACUGGAAUUUACUUGAAAUUACCUGGAUUAACACAAACCAGAAUCAUGAAUUCGUACAUGGAUUUUACCGGAAUCGUAGCGGAAGAUCCAGUUCAGCUUCUAAUUUCUAGUACGUUCUUCCUUGGCGAUGCUUCGAUUAAGCUGAAAUCGAUUAACGGCGUUGUGAAUGGAGUGAACGUUAUGGAUAAUUUGUUCUGUGGAUCGGAGAAAGGAGUGGCGAUUGUUGAACUUGAUGAAUCGAGAUCGGAAUUCAAGAAAAUAGAUCGGGUUGUGAUUGAGAGGAACAAUGCGAUCGGAAUGCAGGUGAAAUCGACCGCGGCAAACGGCGAAAUUAAAGGAAAUGGAACUUCAUGGAUUCUGGAUUUCAAUUGGAUUUUGGUGUUUCGGAAUUUGAUUAGGAAUGUUCAAUACUCAUUUCGGAGCAUUGAUGGUGGAUUUGCAAGGCAUAUAGUGAGAAAUGUAUCGGAAAAUCGAGUGGUGAUUGAGACGGAUGUUGCGGUGGCCGGAAGUGUGUUUGUGGCGGUGGAUCAAGGGCAGAGGUAGCCAUGGAAGAAGAAAUGAAAAAAAGGUGAAAAUAUUGGGAAAUUAUCAUAAGUUCCCCUUUCACAACUACCAUACUCUCAAUUAUUUGAAGUAGUCUUUUUUCUCUGAUUGAGAUCGAUCAUCUAAAAAUUUAGAUGAAGAUCGACAUCAUAUAUCUUCUCGAGUCUCCGUUAAUCAUUGAGAUCCAUUUGAAAAAUUCAUAUGAAUGGUUUGUAAAUCUAUUUAAAAAUUCAAAUAAUAGUAGA
Molecule: messenger RNA, 1790 nt
Organism: Benincasa hispida (wax gourd)
Lineage: Eukaryota; Viridiplantae; Streptophyta; Magnoliopsida; Cucurbitales; Cucurbitaceae
Source: RefSeq, a predicted model, not a curated record